Molecule: messenger RNA, 2796 nt
Organism: Diaporthe citri
Lineage: Eukaryota; Fungi; Ascomycota; Sordariomycetes; Diaporthales; Diaporthaceae
Exons: 1
Coding region: 1-2796 (931 amino acids)
Biological process (GO): carbohydrate metabolic process
Molecular function (GO): hydrolase activity, hydrolyzing O-glycosyl compounds; carbohydrate binding
Source: RefSeq, a predicted model, not a curated record
AUGUUGCACCAAGAAGAACGAGUGCCCCAAGGGUACACACUCGUAACACAACCAGGCGAAGGAAGCAACCCCAGCGCCAUCCACCUCCGCUCCGACGGGAAGCUGACCAAGCCAUGCGCUUUCACAUUCGAGGCCAUCAGGCCCAACGUCUUUCGCACGACGUUCACUUCAGAGGACCACCCGCUUCCGCCGUUCCCGAGCCUUCGCCUCCCAAGCAUCGACGAGGCCGGCACCAGGACCGUAACUCAGGCCAGCGACACCUCAACGAAGCAGGUAAAGCUCGAGAACACCAAAGCCGGCACCACCGCCACAGUCGACUUCACCCACACGCCCGUGGUAUCCAUCCACCUACACGACAAGCCCCUCCACAAUGACCUGCCCCACCGGUCAUACGCCCUCGAUGGCCCCGGGGCCGCGCACUACUCCGUCUACAAGCAGAACACGCUGCACGUAGGGCUGGGCGAGAAGGCCGCUCCCAUGGACCUGUCGGGCCGCGGGUUCCAGAUCACGGCGUCCGACACCUUCGGCUACGACGCGCACCGGACGGACCCGCUGUACAAGCACGUGCCGCUGCUCAUAAACGUCAUCCCGGGCGCCGGCGCCGUGGGGGUCCUGUCAACCUCGCACGCCCGCGCCGCGUGGGCCGUCGGCAGCGAGAUCGACGGGCUGUGGGGGCGCUUCAAGGUGUACCGGCAGGCGCGCGGCGGGCUCGAGGAGUAUUUGAUCGUGGGCGGGAGCGUGGCCGAGGUCGUGCGGGAGUACGCGGGGCUCGUCGGGCUCCCGCUGCUCGUGCCGCGGUAUUACCUGGGUUACGUGUCCGGCGGGAUGAGGUACAGCAUGCUGGACGAGCCCGUGCGUGGGGCGGAUGCUAUUGUUGGUUUCCUGGAUAAGUGUAAGGACCUGGACAUUCCCGUGUCGGCGCACCAGAUGAGCUCGGGGUACACUGUGUCGGAGACACCGCCCAAGACUAGGAACGUCUUCACAUGGAACCGCCAUCGGUUCCCAGACCCGAAGGCGUUCACUAAAGAGUGCCACAAGAGGGGUGUCAGGAUCUUAGCAAACAUCAAGCCCUACGUCCUUGCGAACCAUCCCGACUACCAGAAGCUGUCAGAGGCGGGCGCAUUCUUCAAAGACCCGCUGACCGGCAAGACUUCAGUGGCGCGGCUGUGGAGCGCGGGAGGCGGCGAGAGCGGCGAGGGCAGCCACAUCGACUUCACCAGCAAGGCUGGCUACGAGUGGUGGUACAACGGGUGCCGGUCCUUGAAGGAGGUCGGCAUCGACGCGAUGUGGAACGACAACAACGAGUACAACACCCCCAACGACACGUGGGAGUGCGCGCUGGACCUGCCCAAGGACGUCGAGGCGAUCCACGUCAACGCCCCGGCGAGCGGUGCCAGCCACAUCGGCCUCUGGGGCCGGGCGGCAAACACGGAGCUGAUGGGCAAGAGCUCGUGGCAGGCGUGCGUGGACACCGAGCCGGACGUGCGCCCGAUGGUGCUGACGCGGAGCGCGACGGCCGGGACGAUGAAGUACGCCUGCGCCAGCUGGAGCGGCGACAACGUGACCAGCUGGGAGGGCAUGCGGGGCAGCAACGCGCUUGCGCUCAACGCGGGCUUCUCGCUCAUCCAGUGCUACGGGCACGACAUCGGCGGCUUCGAGGGCCCGCAGCCCACGCCCGAGCACCUCGUUCGGUGGGUGCAGAUGGGCGUGCACUCGCCCAGGUUCGCCAUCAACUGCUACAAGACCUCGCCCGAGGACAACCUCGUCGGCGAGGUCAUUGAGCCGUGGCAGUAUCCCGAGUCGACCGGCUUGAUACGCGCAGCCGUUAAGAGGAGGUACGAGUUGCUCCCGUACAUAUACUCGCUGAGCAUCAAGAGCCACCUCACGGCCGUGCCGCCGCAGCGAUGGACGGGCUGGGGUUACGAAAACGACGAGAAUGUCUGGACCAAGGAGGUUAUGGCUGGCGACACGCAGUACUGGCUCGGGGACGCCUUGAUCGUUGCUGGCGUCUUUGAGCCCGGCCAAGAGCAUGUACGAGUGUAUCUGCCAUCUUCUGACGACUCCGCCAAGCACGAGACUAGCCAGGCCGUCUGCUUCUCAAGCCAAGACGCAAAACCGACAACCAGGUUCGGCUUUUUCGAUACCAAGGCGCAGAAUGGGCGGUCUUUCCUGCCCUCUGGGGCGUGGCAACAGAUUGAUACUACUUUGGACAUGAAUGGAGAUCAAGGUGAACGUCGGUCUCCAAACCACAUCCCCGUGCUAGCACGGGUUGGUAGUGCUGUGCCAGUGGGCAAGAACCGCCACACGACCCCAUCGCCCAACCUCAAUCCUGAAUUCCCUCAGGAGGAGAAAGACGACUGGCGUGGCGUGGAGAUCUAUCCACCUCCAACGGACCAGAACUGCCUCCCAGGCAGCAGUCCGCGCAAGAUCGUCUUCGAGACAAUCUGGCACGAAGACGACGGCACUAGCGCCGCACACAUUGCUGAUGUCCAGCGUUGCACCAUCACCCUGGAGUACACUGUGAGUAUCGGUUUCGACAAGACAGAGCCAGGUGGCUAUGGCAUCGACGUCAAAUGUACGAUCAAGGGCCCUGGCCAAAGGGAAAGCGGGGGCACGGGAUUGACAUGGCAGCCGCUGUGGCUUGACAACGGACUCGAUGUUGUACUGCCCUUGGGCGUGGGGACUAAGAUCACUGGGGCUAUAAAUGUGACAGAGGCCAGGAGCGCUUCGGAGGCCUACACAAGUGCAGGAAGGAACAUUUGGAAUAUUCCUGUGGCUAUUGAAUGGUCAAUAUGA